This is a messenger RNA of Phyllotreta striolata, 4173 nucleotides long. The record is from the annotation of a GenBank genome assembly. Lineage: Eukaryota; Metazoa; Arthropoda; Insecta; Coleoptera; Chrysomelidae.
AUGCCUAAAGAACAGUACAGAGAAACUGAUGUAGCCAGAAAAAUUUCGCACGUUAGUUUUGGCGUGGAAAGUGCAGAGAGUAUGCAACAGCAGUCCCACAUUCACGUUGUGGCGAAAAAUUUAUACAAUCAAGAUGUUCAACGAACGCCAAUUCCCUAUGGUGUUUUAGACCAAAGACUUGGAUCGAAUUCGAAAGAAGCUCCUUGCCAAACCUGUGGUAAAAACAUCAACCAAUGCGUAGGACAUUUUGGCUACAUCGACUUAGAGUUACCGGUUUUUCACGUUGGUUACUUUAGAAGUAUUAUCAGCAUUUUGCAAUCGAUAUGCAAAAAGUGUGCUCAUGUUCUGCUCGAAGAAGCCGAUAAGCACCAAUACAGAGUGAGACUAGCAAAUCCUCAUCUCAGUUACAUGACCAAAAAGGCCAUUAGGAAGAAACUAGUGGAUAGAUGCAAGAAAAACUACAAAUGUCCACACUGCAAAGAGGUAAACGGUUUCGUUAAAAAAAUGACCGCCAAAGGUAGCACUGGAAAUUCGGUAUUAAAAAUAGUCCACGAGAGGAACCGAGACAAAGACAAAAAGAAUCUGUUGGAAGAUCAAUUAAAAGAAUACACAGUAGCAAUCGAGAGCAAUCCUGAGAUCAAAACAGCGUUAUCCGGAACUCCAAUAUCUGAAAUAUUAACUCCUCUUGAUGUCUUGAAACUGUUCGAAAGAAUACCCGAAAAUGACAUUAUCCUUCUAGCAAUGGACCCGAAAAGAUCCCAACCGAAAGAUUUGAUUUUUACUAGAAUGCUGGUACCCCCUGUAACAAUACGACCGUCUGUUGUGUCCGAUUUAAAAGCUGGAACCAACGAGGAUGAUUUGACGAUGAAACAAUCAGAAAUCAUUUUUAUUAACGACGUUAUUAAAAAGCACAAGCAAUCCGGCGCUUCUGUAAACAUGUACCAAGAAGGCUGGGACUUUUUGCAACUUCAAUCUGCACUGUACAUAAACAGCGAAUUAUCCGGAAUUCCUUUAGCAAUGAUGCCGAAAAAACCCGGUCGGGGACUCGUGCAGAGAUUGAAAGGUAAACAAGGUCGCUUUAGGGGCAACCUUUCCGGCAAGAGAGUCGAUUUCUCAUCGAGAACCGUCAUUUCUCCCGAUCCUAACCUGGAGAUCGAUCAAGUCGGAGUUCCCAAGCACAUCGCAAAAAUAUUAACGUUUCCGGAAAGAGUCAUACACGCGAACAUCGACGUUAUGAGAAAGCUGGUCAUCAACGGCCCCGAUAAUUGGCCGGGGGCGAAUUACGUGCAGCAGAAGGGCUCCCAAUUCAAGAAGUUCCUGAAAUACGGCAACAGGGAAAAACUGGCGCAGGAGUUGAAGUUGGGCGAUAUGGUAGAACGGCAUUUGCACGACAACGAUGUAGUCUUGUUCAAUCGACAACCGAGUCUUCAUAAACUAUCUAUCAUGGCGCACAGGGCGAAAAUCCACAAUCACCGGACGUUCAGGUUCAACGAGUGCGUUUGUAAUCCGUAUAACGCGGAUUUCGAUGGGGACGAGAUGAACUUGCAUUUACCACAAACCGAAGAAGCCAAAGCCGAAGCUCUAAUUCUCAUGGGCAACAAAAGUAACCUAGUAACGCCGAGAAACGGCGAGCUUCUCAUUGCCGCUACGCAAGAUUUCUUGACCGGUGCUUAUUUAUUAACGAGGAAAGAUACUUUUUUGGAUAAAACGCACGCCACGUAUCUAGCGGCUACUCUUUUAGCCGGGAACGAUACUCACAUGCAUAUCGAUUUACCUACACCUUGCAUUAUUAAACCCGUUCCUCUUUGGUCCGGCAAGCAAAUUUGCAGCUUGAUAUUCAGACCCAACAAAAAGUCGGUCGUCAAAGCCAAUCUCGAAGCUAAAGGUAAAGCUUACACUAAAAACAGGGAAAUGUGCGUGAAGGAUUCGUAUGUAAUAAUUAGGAAUUCGGAAUUGCUCGCCGGUACUUUGGACAAAGGGCAUCUGGGUAACGGUGGCAAAGGCGGCAAUAUUUUCUACGUUAUAUUGAGAGACUUUGGCAAAGAAUUCGCUAUCAGAUCCAUGUGGAGAUUAGCGAGAAUGACUUCUACGUAUUUAAUGAAUUCGGGAUUUUCUAUCGGAAUAGGCGAUGUUACUCCUGGUGAAAAUUUAGUACGAAGAAAAAAUAAACUUCUUAGCGAAGGAUAUACCAAAUGCCAAGAAUUCAUUCAACAGAUGAACGACGGUAAACUCCAAACACAACCAGGUUGUUCCAUAGAAGAAUCCCUGGAAGCAGUCAUUUUGAAAGAACUCUCCGUUAUAAGAGAACACGCAGGUCAAGCGUGCGUCGCCGAGCUACACGCUACUAAUAGUCCUCUUAUUAUGGCUUUAUCCGGCUCGAAAGGUUCCUUCAUUAACAUUUCUCAGAUGAUAGCUUGUGUUGGACAACAAGCUCUGAACGGUAAAAGAGUCCCUAACGGUUUCGACGAUAGGUCUUUGCCGCAUUUCGAGCACUUUUCAAAAACUCCUGAAGCCAAGGGUUUCGUAGAGAAUAGUUUCUACACCGGAUUGACACCCACAGAAUUUUUCUUUCACACAAUGGGCGGUCGAGAAGGUCUAGUAGAUACUGCCGUAAAAACUGCCGAAACUGGUUACAUGCAAAGGAGAUUAGUUAAGGCUCUUGAAGAUUUAGUUGUACAUUAUGAUGGUUCAGUAAGAAACGCGGAAGGCGAUAUUGUCCAAAUAACUUACGGAUGCGACGGUUUAGAUCCCACUUACAUGGAAGGUAAAGAUUGCCCGGUGGACUUUCAAAGAGUUUUAGAUCACGUAAAAGCCAAAUGCCCUUACCGGCAAGAAGUCUCCCUUAGCGGAGAUCAAAUCCGAAGGGCCACUCAAGCUUUCAUCGCGACGAAAGCACUAGACGAAUGCAACGAGCAUUUCACGAACGAACUAAUAAAAUUCAUGAACACCAUCGCCGAUAGAGUUGAAGCGGUUACGAGCAAAUUCGGCAGUAGCCCUUUGGCGAAAGAAAUCGAACGGUUGACCUGCAGCCAGUUGGUUACGUUCCUCGAUACGUGCGGUCAGAAGUACACCAGAUCGAUAAUAGAGCCGGGAACGGCCGUUGGGGCUCUGGCAGCUCAAAGUAUCGGAGAACCCGGCACGCAAAUGACGCUGAAGACUUUCCAUUUCGCCGGCGUCGCCAGCAUGAAUAUCACUCAAGGGGUUCCCAGAAUAAAGGAGAUUAUAAACGCGAGUAAAAGUAUCAGUACUCCUAUUAUAAGGGCUUGUUUGGUGAAUAAUGUCGACCCGUGGUUCGCUAGGGAGGUUAAAGGAAGAGUAGAAAGAACGACUUUAGGAGAGAUUUCUACGUUUAUUGAUGAUAUUUACACGAAGACAGAUGCGUUUCUGUUAAUCCAAUUGAAUUACGAAAGAAUCAAGUUGCUUAAAUUGGAAGUUGAUGCAGAAUCUAUUCGAUACAGUCUGUGUACAUCAAAGCUGAAAUUGAAACCAUCAGAUGUAAUUGUAGAAAGCGAUACUAUAAUAACAGUUCAUCCGAAUAGGAGUAAAAAUUCAAGGCGAUUGAAUUUUGCUCUUAGCGAACUAAAAGAACAAAUUCCCAAUGUUGUUGUUAAGGGCUUAUCGACAGUAAACAGAGCGGUUAUAGCAAGGGAAGAUAAAGGUGGUAAAACUACAUACAGUCUAUGCGUAGAAGGUGAUAAUUUACGAGAAGUUAUGGCAACUUACGGAGUAGAUGGAACGAAAACCCUUUCUAAUAAUAUCAUGGAGGUUUACCAUACAUUGGGAAUAGAAGCCGCAAGAGAAACUAUUAUGACGGAAAUUAAAAUGGUUAUGGAAAACCACGGUAUGAGCGUAGACUAUAGACAUAUCAUGUUAUUAGCUGCACAAAUGACUCAUACAGGCGAAGUGUUGGGAAUUACUAGGCAGGGACUCUCGAAAAUGAAGCAAUCUGUAUUGAAUUUAGCUUCAUUCGAAAAAACUGCUGAUCAUCUGUUCGAUGCUGCGUAUUAUGGACAAACCGAUAAGAUUAACGGCGUUUCUGAGAAUAUUAUUAUGGGAAUGCCUGCUCCGAUUGGCACGGGUAUCUUUAAGCUCCUUCAUAAGCCUUUGAGUGUUGAUCAAGCGCCGGUAUCGGAGCCGUUACUGUUCGAAACGGCUUUGAAAGAAGUUGGUUAA